Vanessa atalanta (red admiral) is the source of this 4974-nucleotide messenger RNA. RefSeq names its product ras GTPase-activating protein 1 (gene vap). The coding region runs from base 308 to 3106 and encodes 932 amino acids. Gene Ontology annotation, molecular function: protein binding. The transcript has 20 exons. Lineage: Eukaryota; Metazoa; Arthropoda; Insecta; Lepidoptera; Nymphalidae. Gene Ontology annotation, biological process: regulation of GTPase activity. The record is from RefSeq and is a predicted model, not a curated record.
GGCGUAUUGAUGUGUUCAAGGAUAGUAGAUUCUUUCUAUUAGAUUUCCUUUGGUCUUUUAGUAUAAUCAUUGAUUAAAAAGUAGCCAGUUUUUAUAACUAAAAACGUAACAUUACUGAUAUUAAUAUUGCUGUACUGAAUAAAUAUUAGGUCGUAUUCGUUAUUUGGUGUCAUUUUAUUUUGUUUCUAUCAUAAACACAUAAAGAUAACUUAAAAUUGUUGUGUUACUGAUGUGAAUAAUGUAUGAAUCAUCUUAUUCCAAAUAACAAAUAUUAUUUAUUAAGAUUUUUUGGUGAUAAGUUAUAAAAAUGGCUGAUCUUAUCCGAGCAAUGGGAGCGCCGAUAGGACCCCCUAUAAAGGAUAAGUUGGGUUCACCGUCGACGGAAUCUGAAGAUGGUGGUGUCGAUAUUGGAGAGUUAGCGGCGGAUUUAGAGUUAGAUGAAGCUGAUGGGCCAAGUACUAAUGGUGAGAGACAAGCUGUGCUAGCACCACCAGAAACUGAAUGGUAUCAUGGCCGUUUGGAUAGAUACACUUCUGAAGAAAGACUAUGGGCAGCAGGGAAGCAUGGUAGUUACUUGGUUCGUGAAAGUGAUCGCAAACCAGGAUCAUAUGUGUUAAGCUACUUGGGUCGCACAGGAAUUAAUCAUUUCAGAAUAACCGCCGUAUGUGGUGAUUACUACAUCGGGGGACGUCAAUUCGACUCCUUGACUGAAUUAGUAGGCUUUUAUAGUCACUGCUCGGAUCUGCUAAAACGCGAGCGAUUGGUCGAACCCGUACCUCCUCCUGAACCAGUUAAUGACAAAAAGCGUGUGGUGGCCAUUUUACCGUACACCAAAAUGCCCGACACGGACGAGUUGACCUUCCAGAAGGGCGACAUAUUCUUCGUACAUAACGACAUGGGCGACGGCUGGUUGUGGGUCACCGCACACAGAACGGGGGAGCAAGGAAUGAUCUUCAGAGAGUUAGUCGAGGAUCUGGACCCGUCUAUUGAUCCGAACACCGUGUUCUCUUGGUUUCAUCCCAACUGCACCAAGAGUGAGGCUGUCGAUAUGCUCGUGAAAGCAGGCCCUGGCAGUUUCCUCGUCAGACCCUCGGAUAAUUCUCCCGGAGAUUACUCCUUGUUCUUCCACAUCAACAAUCAAAUCCAAAGGUUCAGAAUUGAGAAGAAGGGGGUGAGGUAUCUUAUGGGUGGACGGACGUUCGAAUGUCUCGAUGCUGUCAUCAAUAGAUACAGGAAGGAGCAGAUUGUGGAAGGACAUACGCUAGGGCAGCCUCUGAUCGCCGAAGGUCAUAUAAUAGAGCCACAACAGAACGCGACUGGUGCUGCGGCUGAGAAAAUAUACGCGACGCUCAGGGAAUGCAGGGAUCAGAUAGGUCUCAAAAAGAUGAAAGGCAUCAAACAUCAGGGCUACCUGCACAAGAAGUCGGACAAGGGCGCUAAGAAAUGGAAGGCCCUAUACUUCGUUCUUUUACAAGAGGGGACCGAUACACAUCUCUACUUCUACGAUUCUCCGAAACGAACAAAACCGAAGGGGUUAAUCGAUCUAUCCUGUGCAUACCUGUAUCAGGUACACGAGUCGCUGUGGGAGCGCGAGUUCUGCUUCCAGCUGGUGGAGCGCGCGCUGCCGUGCCUGUCCACGCACACGUUCCUGGCGGCCGCCGCCGCGCACGAGCUGCGCGCCUGGCUCGACGCCCUGCGCCCGCUGUGCGUGCCGCAGCAGGCGCGCCACCACUGCAAGGUGGCGCGCGUGGUGUGGCUGCGCGCGCUGCGCGUGCGCUGCGUGACGGCGCACCGGCUGCCGGCCCGCCUGGCGCCGCGCCCGCACCUGCGGCUGGCGCUGGGCGCGGCGCCCGUGGCGCGCACGCGCGCGCGGCCCUCGCCCGACCCGCACUGGGACGACGAGUUCGUCUUCGAUGAUGUACCUCCAGAUGUAACUUCGUUUACGAUUACGGUGCAUAAUACCGGAAAGAGAGGAAAAGAGUCUGAAGUUGCGGAAUUAACGAUAGAAUUAGCAAACUUAGCUAAUGGUGAAGAAAUCGAAGAAUGGUAUCCACUCGCAGGCAUGACUCCUAUUGGGGAGUGGGGUUCUUUAAGACUUCGAAUAAGAUAUAUGCAAGAGUUGGUAAUGCCUCGCGAGGAAUACAACCCACUUCGUCAAUUACUUUUGGAACCAGGUCUACCAGCAGUGAAGGCCCUGGCUGAUCUAUGCCGUACUGAUAGACAACCUCUGGCGACAUCCGUGCUGCACGCGUUCUCGGAGUGCGGGCGCGGCGCGGAGCUGGCGCGCGAGCUGGCCACGGCCGAGGUGUCCCGCGAGCCCGACCACCGCGCGCUGCUGCGCGCCGCCUCGCUCGCCACCGCCGUGCUCGACGAGUUCAUGCACGCGCUCUGCAAGCCCUUCCUGCAGGCAGCUAUAGCUGAAACGGUGCAAAAAUUAAUCGACGCGAAACAGUCAGCUGAAUUGAAUCCAACGAAAAUGGACUCACCUGACGAUGCUUGCAAUAAUGCAGAAUUUCUGCUAAUGAUUCUCGAUCAGAUCACACUGUCAAUAUUCACGUCUCCGGAAGCGUGCCCGCGACCAGUUCGUUAUUUGUGCGGUUGCCUGCAACGAUCCGCCGUCACCAAGUGGCCUAAUGAAAGAUUUGUACGCACCCGAGUUGUAUCAGCGUUUAUAUUCCUGCGCCUGAUCUGCCCGGCGCUGGUGGAGCCGCGCGCGUGGGGCCUGGUGUCCGCCGCGCCGCCGCCGCACGCGCAGCGCUCGCUGCUGAUGGUCGCCAAGUGUCUGCAAAACCUCGCCAACCUCAUCGAGUUUGGAGCUAAGGAACCUUAUAUGGAAGUUGUGAAUCCAUUCAUUUUGAAGAACAAGGAACGAAUGGUUGUGUUCUUAGACCAGUUGAGUUCCGUGCAGGAUCCUGGUAAUACUCCGUCGAACUCCAAUAACAACUUUGAUAUCGCUAAAGAGUUAGCAACUAUCCACCACAUUUGCGUCUCACAUUUAACAGAGCUCCAAAACUUGUCUAAGACUCAGCCAGCUAUAAGGAAGUUGGUAACAGUGACUGAAAUGCUUACCAAGCAUAAGCAUAAGUAUCUCGAAAUGAUCAGAUAGGAUACGCCUUCGAAAAAAACAGGGUAAAACACUAAUGGGACAGCGAUAGCAUUAGGCGAUUCUCCGCGCAGGACUGAAUCUUAGUCGUACAUGUGUAGUCAUCCUUAGCUUUAGCUUUGUCUUAGUUUAUUCAUAUGAAUACACAGAACAUCGUAGCCUUCUCGUGCCAAACAUGUAUUCGUCGUUUACUAUUUUAAAUAUUAUUUUGUGUAUGACAAACAAUUAUUUUAUUGCCUAUUUAGAGUAUUUAAGGCGCAAAUGGACAAAAUAGCUCUCUAGUAUUUAGGUCGUAUUUAUUCUUAGCGAUUAUUAUAUGUUUAAAUAUUAUUUUAACUGGAAAAAAAUGUUAUAUGACUAAAAUAUGCAAACACCAAGAACCGCUUAUGUAAUUGGACAUAUUUCUUUAUGCAUCAUACAUUGUAUCCAGUUAUGUGGAGCAUCUCAAUAUGUUAUUAAUUUGUCAAUAUCAUAAUAAUCAAGCUCAUAUACUAUUCACAUAGUCUAAGAUCAGGAGGAAGCGAAGAACAACAAUAUGAUUAAAUUGAGUAGAAAUUACACAAUAUUAUUAAAACGUAAAUGGUAAUUUUGCUAAAAUUUUGUACAUGGUCCCCCUUUAUACUCACUUCGAAGUGAGUGAAUACGUCAACGUCACUCAAUUUAAAGUCUCGGAGUAAUAAACUUGUUACAUCACAUAAGUAUUACAUUAGAUUUAUAUAUUUUACUAUCUCCAUGCUCUUAAUUCGUAUGUUAAGUCUAGGUAUAUGUAGUAGUAAGAUUAUUCGACCGUCGAUUGUGAGACACCAAAAAUGUUUUAGAAUGAAGAAUUGAAUGUGAUAGAUCUUUGUCUGAGUAGAUAUUAGAAAAACGUGUAUGUGAGUCCCUUUUUAUUUCUUGUAUAAUAACUGCACAUUUUACAAUUUAUUCUGUGAUAAAAAAGGUCUUGAAAUGUAUCUUUUUUUAUAUUUGGUUAUUAUUACUUACAUUCUUAUAAUGGCAUUUAGAAAAUGUUUUUGUGCCUCAUGGCAAGGUUUUUGUUUUUAAAAAGUUACGACUGUUGUAUUUUUCGUGCUCAACUAAGAAAUUAAUAUAGUGCCAUAUUUAAUGUACAGGCGGCCCUUUUGGCUUGCUUUUUUCUUCACUGCUUUCAUUUGAAUAUUUUAUAAAUCAUACUAUAUCACUUAGCUUAUAAUAUUUUAAGUAAUAUUUAUUGUGCACACUUAAUCCGAUUGCAUUUAAUAUUUCGUUAUUAUUUACUAUUUUAAACUUUUACUAAUUAAAAGCUAUUUUAAGGUAAUAAGAUAUUUGAUGGGUAACAUGAACGAAACAUUACUAUCAUUAUGCAUAUUGACUGGAUUUUAUUUUAACUUUUUAAAGUAUUUUAACACUUUAAACUAGGUAGCAGUAUGUUUCGUCUCACAUAAAUUAGUUUUUAGAUCCCAAAAUUUAUAUAAUCAAAACUAUGAUACAGUUUAAGAGUUACACAUUGAAAACAAGCAAUCAUUUUUUAUAAAUAUUUUAAAAUUUGUUUUUGUAACAAUUUUUUUUACAACACAGACUGUAUCACUACUAAUUUAACCGCCUUUAAAAAAAGGAAGUUAUCAAUUCAGAUGAAAUAGUAUUACUUUGAUAUUUAGUAUUACUUUAGCCAGCUUAUGCUCCAAGUUAUUAGUUUACACUCCGUCAUUAUUAUUAUUUGGUAUAAAAUAACAUAACGAACAAUCUUUAUCUCAUUAUUAGUUGUGUGUGUUAAUAUAUUAAUCUUUAUUAUAGUUUUUCAUAAACAAUUUUAAUAUUGUAACCAGCAAGUAAUUAUACAAGGGUUUUAGUGAAAAAAGAAUCCAGAAUAAUUAUUAACAUUUAAACUAACA